CCUGGCCCAUCCCACCAUGCUUCUUCCUCGCAAGCUUCUCCCAUGGCCGCGCCCCAGACGGUCACGAGACCAGGCUCUAACCAGCCGCCUCUUCCGCGCCUCCUACCUCUCCGACCCGGACGACGACGACCCCCCGUUCACGCGGAUCCCAAGCAACCCGCCUCGAGCUCCGGCGCCGCCGCCGCCGGCACCGAAGCCCAAAGCCCAGGUCACCAAGAUCAUCCCCGACGAGCCGGCGCGCUCCGACCUACCCUUCGACUUCCGGUACUCGUACUCGGAGACUGACCCGUCCUGGAGGCCCAUCGGGUUCCGCGAGCCCACCCGGUUCUCGCCCUUCGGCCCAGGCCGCCUUGACCGGCCCUGGGACGGCGUCGCCGCGCGCGUCGACGGGGAUGUCGGGGAUGGAGACGCGCGUGACAGUACUAGGGAGGAGGUGCUUGGCGAGGCGCUGUCGGAGGCGGAGGUGGCGGAGCUCGUCGAGAGGUACCGACACAGUGACUGCUCCAGGCAGAUCAAUUUGGGGAAAGGUGGUGUAACACAUAAUAUGCUCGAUGACAUCCACAACCACUGGAGACGUGCAGAAGCCGUUAGGAUCAAAUGUCUUGGGGUGGCAACUCUUGACAUGGACAAUAUAUGCUUCCAUCUUGAGGAUAAAACAGGUGGGAGAAUCAUAUACCGUUGCAUAAAUAUCCUUAUCCUAUAUCGUGGUCGGAACUAUGAUCCAAAACAGCGGCCUGUCAUACCAUUGAUGUUGUGGAAGCCAUUGGCUCCUAUUUAUCCUAGAGUCAUCCAAAAUGUUGCUGAAGGGUUGACUUUUGAGGAAACAAAAGAAUUGAGGAAUAGAGGAUUGAAUUCACCACCGCUUAUGAAAUUGACUAGGAAUGGUGUUUAUGUUAAUGUUGUUGAAAAAGUGAGAGAGGCCUUUAAGACUUUGGAAGUAGUGAGACUAGAUUGCUCUCACACUGGUACUAGCGAUUGCAAGAAAAUUGGUGUGAAGCUGAGGGAUUUGGUUCCAUGUGUUCCUAUACUUUUUAAAGAUGAGCAAAUUAUCCUCUGGAGAGGGAAGCUAGAUCAAGAGGACUCUGUUUCAGCUCAUUCUGUUUCUCAACCACAGUGAUGCAAGGGUCUAUAAUAUAAUCCUAUAGUCGGUGAAGCUGCUAGCUGAAGCAGGCCUGCUGCUUGGAUGACUUCUGUCUGUUCCAUGGGGUGUGACCGCUAAAGCAUACCCAGAACUGCAGCCUACGACAAAUGAUCUAAGUGCCCAUCUACGUAUCUAGCUGUUUGAAGUAACUGUCUUGGCGGUAUG
Lolium rigidum is the source of this 1306-nucleotide messenger RNA. Its product is annotated as CRS2-associated factor 2, mitochondrial-like. Gene Ontology annotation, biological process: Group II intron splicing. Lineage: Eukaryota; Viridiplantae; Streptophyta; Magnoliopsida; Poales; Poaceae. The record is from RefSeq and is a predicted model, not a curated record. Bases 17 to 1117 code for a protein of 366 amino acids. Gene Ontology annotation, molecular function: RNA binding. The transcript is spliced from 5 exons.